CUAUUCACCACGGAUUGAGCGGGAGGAUUGUUGUAGUACUCAUCUUCUGUUACUCCGUACCAUACCACCUACCGAGCCGAGUUUGAUGGUGGCCGAUCCAAGAAGUAUCAAACGGCCGAAACCGUUUUCUUUCGCCGUCGACUCAGCCGUGUUUGGCGCACGUGGUACGAAAUAUGGAAAACAAUUUUCCCGUUUCAGUCCUUUCCAAGGAACCGUGGCGUGCACAUCGUAUUGUUUCGCGUGUUAUGAGUGGCUCCAUUGGAAAAACCAUUGCUUUGAGACAGCUCUUCAGCUAGGGACACGGUUGAAAUCCUUUGUGGGUGCGUGUUAGUGAAUGGUGAGGAUAGUUUUGUUUGGGUGCGUUUCAUUGCCAUCACAACCAAGCAGCUGUGCAUCAACACGGGGGUGGGACACGAUGAUAAUGAUCGUCAUCAGUCUCCUCAUCAUCGUGGGGCCUAGCAUCAACGUCUAACAUCUAAGACGUCAUGAACCAGCAGGUUGUUGGCUGAAUGUACUAAAUUAUCGGAUACCUCCACACUAUUUUUUCCCCAUUCUCCUGGGGAGGAGAUUAUAAACACUACAUUCGCCCACACCCACCCGCUGACAGUAGUCACACGGUUCAGGAUUCAACGGUUUCGAAUGAGCGAAUUAGUUCUUGAGUAAACGGCUUUACGGUAGGACCGAGAGCAAUAGCCCCGAAAAAAAAACUUGAAAUCAGUUCGCAAUUUUAUCGUUAGUUCAACCGGAUAUCCUGGAAAUGUGCUACCAGCUUCAACACUCGACACAUAGGAAACUUUGAUUGAUGUCCGAAUAAUGUAAUCAACCACGACGAAGAGAAAAAGAAAACAUAACGAAUCGUGAAAGUGAAAAAGCCAUCGCACUGAAUUAUUUAUGAUCGAUUGUUUGGCAUAUCCGUAGCUACCAGCCAAGCAGUGGAGUGGUGAUUAUUAUUACGUAUAAUUUCGCGCGAAAUUCUAUCGAAUCCCGGUGGUGUGAACUCAUAGUUAAAAAACGAUUCGUUACCAGCUGAGGUUGAAGUGUUUGGCCUUGGAUUCACCGGUAAAAAGUUGCGUAGUACGGCGAAUUCGGCUACGGCGGGAAACAACAGAAAGUGUUUGGCACUUUUUCGAGUGGAGUUCUGCUAUCGAUCUAGUACUACCCCAAUUUGUUCAACAGUUGGCUUGCAAUCAUUGUUUCUACGGAACCAACCGAGGAAACCUUGUGAGAAGGAAUAGAGCAAAAUACUACGAAAGAUAUUAAGAAAAAUCUACGAUGUCUAUGAAACGACUGGCCGUGAUCGCUGCCGUCAGCACACACAAUAGCCUCAGCAAUCAUACGGUUUCCUACUUCAACGCCUACACCAAUCAGACAACGACCACCAACAGCAUCCGUGGAGGUUCCGGUCACAGUCACCAAGGUCUGCAAAGCAUGCGACCGGGUGCAAAUCUGCAUGGAAACGUCAAUAUCAUGCUCGGCGGAGCUAUGCUGUCGGUGGUAAUUACCGUGGUUUGUUUCGUUUGCUACUGCUGCCAUCGAAAUAUCAAGAAGCGAUCGAGCUCUGUUUAUCGACAACAAUGGCUGGAAAACGAAGCCAACAUGGAAAUUUACAGUGUUGAACAGUGUUACGACACCCCAGCAUCGAGCGCAGCGGGUGGCGGCAGUGGUAUGUUUUUGGAUAACAGCACCGGGAACGAGUACCAAUCGCUUCCGGCAAUGACCUACGGUCAUCAUCAUCAUCACCACCACCAUCUCCAUCACCACCCAAGUGGACCCCCGCCGAGCUAUGAUACGGUACUGGCGCAGGAUGAGAUGGUCGGCUCGGCACGACGCAAGAGCUUUGAUUUGGGCACGUUGCCACAACACGAUGGGGAUUCGAACACCCGCGGCGGUCCGAUCGGUAAGUUCGAUGCUCUACUGUGCGAUCUGGUUGGCAACCAGCGACGCAAACGGAACCGUCCCGUCGAACCGGAAUUCAGUGGCAUUCUUAGAUCACCGGGCUGCGGAGAGCCCACCAUGGUAACAACAACACAUGAAAAUUGCAACUGUCAGCUGGGUGAUAAUCUGCAAGUGUUCUGUCGGAACUGUGGCCAAUUUGUGGACGGUGGAGUGAUGCAAAACCAUGACAGCAACAAUACUCAUUACGGCGAUAGUAUCAUCAACAGUUGCACCACGGAGGACGAUGCAAAUUGGCUCCGGGUAGUCACUGUUGGAACUGACAGCCAACCUGACAGCACCAGUGGCUACUACGAUGGCAACGGUAACAAACAGUCAACUGACAAUGCGGGUGUCUGCACGCGGGAAAACUGCCCUACUCGCAACUUGGAAUUGAAUCAACUUUUACAAAACUCACCGUUUCACGCCGUCACUGACACCGGUGAUAAUGAUAACAAUAACAACAACAACAACAACAACAACAAUGAGCUCUAUCCGUUGGAUUGCACCAACAACAACAAUAUUAACAACAACUACAACAUCGAUGUGUCAGAUUGUAGCGGUAGUAAUCGCAAAUCCGGUGACGGCGACAGCCACGAGGAGAACAAUAACAAUAACAACAACAACAACGAUAAUAACCCUACCGCAGCGGAAACCGUCAGAUCUAGAACGGCAUUGAAUGGCAGCAUGACCGACAUUGCCGAGAAUGCUACCGGUGGCGAAAGCAUUACCGCUAAUAGUUCCACCGGUGCUAACAAUUCAGCUGUUGGGGUAGGUUCAUCCGUUAACGUGACGGGCUGUGCCGAUGCCGAUAAAUCAAGUGAUAAUGACAACGGUGUCGGGCGACGGGAAAGUGACGACACCUUCGGUAAUUUGGCCGAAAAUGGCAUCGUCCGGUUGGACAUGAGUCAAAUCAUCGACCGCACCGGUUUGCCGACGUACGAAGCUGCCCUGCGGUUGGAGUCCAGCGGGUACGUCUAGAGGCAGCUACGUCGUCACUGGUAGUGGAUUAGAUUUUUUGAGUACACUAAGGUCUUUUUUACGCAAUUUUUUUAUAAGGUUUUCUUAUGCGGCUUUUAUUUAUGCGGAUUUCCGAAGUUACGCGGAUUCUCGAAGUAACGCGGUUUUUACGAGGAUUUUCGUAGCUACGCAUUUUAUUACCCAGAUACCCGAAGUUACGCAAUUAUUUUACGCGAAUUUUCUUGUCUUGUAAAAAUCCAUGAGACCUCGAAAUCUGGUGUUAUCCCGGAACUUUCUUAAGUCAACUUCCUGACAAAAAAAUAUUUUUAGAUUAUACCAGAUGUCAAAAUUUCAUGCAUUUAUAAGAUAUUUGGCAUCUAAAAACAAUUUUCGAUUUCGGAAAUCUCAAAAUUUUUCCAGUCCCAAAGUCAAUUAAAAAAAAAGAUUCUGAGAAUAUACGUUCUAGGCAUUUCUAAAACAUUUGGAAACAAAAAAAAAUUCUCCUGUUUUUCAAUUUUUUCUUGACGGAUCUCCGUUAUGCAGUCCCAAAGUCCCAGACGAUUUUUGUAAAAAAAAAAUUUUCUUGGGAUUACACCAGAUCUCGAUGUUUCGUGCAUUUCCAAGACAUUUGGCAUCAAUAAAAAAAACUUUCGAUUUCGGAAAUCUUAAAAUUUCCCAAAGUCGAUUUAUUUUUCAAACAAUUUUUUUCUAAGAUUACACCAGAUCCGGAAGUUUCGUGCUUUUCUAAGACAUUUAGCAUCGAAAUCUCUUUAGUGGAGCGGUUUUUUUCAAUGCGGUUUUCCAAAGUUACGCGGUCCCAAAGCCCUAAAUUACAUAUUUGUCAAAAAAACAAUUUCUGGAAUUACGUUUCGUGCAUUUUCAAGACAUUUGGCAUCUAAAAAACAUUUCAAUUUUAAACAUUUUAAAAUUUUUCCAAGUACCAAAUCGAAUUUUUCAAAAAAAAAUUUUCAGGUUAAUCCAGAUCUGGACAAUACAAUUUUUAAGAUGAACAUGAA
Molecule: messenger RNA, 3908 nt
Organism: Malaya genurostris
Lineage: Eukaryota; Metazoa; Arthropoda; Insecta; Diptera; Culicidae
Gene: s-cup
Exons: 4
Coding region: 1273-2913 (546 amino acids)
Source: RefSeq, a predicted model, not a curated record